Molecule: messenger RNA, 1050 nt
Organism: Ictalurus punctatus (channel catfish)
Lineage: Eukaryota; Metazoa; Chordata; Actinopteri; Siluriformes; Ictaluridae
Gene: ccdc124
Product: coiled-coil domain containing 124
Biological process (GO): transcription by RNA polymerase II
Cellular component (GO): nucleus
Molecular function (GO): transcription coactivator activity
Source: RefSeq, marked provisional
GAGUAGAGUGGAGCUACGACGGGCGUGGCGAUGCCUAAGAAGUUCCAGGGUGAGAACUCGAAGUCGGCGGCGGCGCGAGCUCGGAAAGCCGAGGCUAAAGCUGCAGCGGACGCAAAGAAACAGCAGGAACUGGAGGACGCUCUGUGGCAGGAGAGCGACAAACACGUGCUGAAGAAAGAGCAGAGGAAGGAUGAGAGGGAGAAGAAGCGACUGGAGGCUCUGGAGAGGAAGAGAGAGAACCAGCGUCUCCUGGAUGAAGAGGAUUUGAGGCUGAAGGGGAAACAGACGCGAGAAACUCUGAGCAAAAUGACACGAGCUCAAAUCGAGCAGAACCUCGACCGGGAACAAGCGCUUAAAGAGACCGAGACAAAAGAGAAGAGUAAUUUGGAGAUGCCGCUGGAGGAGAACAUUAACCACAUCAUUCUUGAAGAAGAAUCGGCUCGGACCAUCGAGGACGCCAUCGCUAUGCUCAGCACCAAAGAGGAUCUGGACCGCCACCCCGAGCGCAGGAUGAAGGCGGCCUACGCAGCGUUUGAGGAGGCCAACAUGCCCCGCCUGAAGAUGGAGAACCCCAACAUGCGCCUGUCUCAGCUCAAACAGCAGCUGAAGAAAGAGUGGACGAAGUCUCCGGAGAACCCGUUAAACCAGCGCUUCGCUGGCUACAACGCCAAGUAACCACGCCCACACGGCGAGAUCUCAGAGACUUACACGUGUAACACAGGGUCUGCACCAAUCUCCAACCACACCCUGAUCCCCGCCCCAGACGUCUGACUCCACAGAUUCACACUGAAGUUCCAGUUUGUGCCAAACUUCACACUCGGGUUCAAAAGCAGAGCAAAGUUCAUUUUAUUAUUUAGAGGUGGUUUUUUUUGUGUGUUAAAAAUAAGAGUGCACUCGAGUAACAUUUUGAACGCGAGUUUUAGACGUUGAUGAAGUUUGUGUCCUAGCAAUAAACACCAUGUUGGCUUUACAGUAGUGUAUUAAUGCUCCGAGACCAGGUCCUGACUCCUGCAAGUGAAAUGUACUAACAUUAUUAAACUGCUGAACAAA